Brassica oleracea var. oleracea is the source of this 387-nucleotide messenger RNA. RefSeq lists its product as uncharacterized. The record is from RefSeq and is a predicted model, not a curated record. Lineage: Eukaryota; Viridiplantae; Streptophyta; Magnoliopsida; Brassicales; Brassicaceae. Bases 1 to 387 code for a protein of 128 amino acids. The transcript has a single exon.
AUGAAUCGCCUUUUGUGUUUUCAGCUUGUCGUUACAUUGUGCUUUGGGUUGAGUUGCGCCAAGUUCUACGAGAAAGACUCCGUACAUUUUAAUAACUCUCUUAAUCCAAACAACAUUCUCAAAGUUCAUUGUAUAUCGGACCAAGAUGACUUUGGCGACCACUUUUUAAGCCCGGGACAAACUUAUGAUUUUAGCUUUUAUGAAAGUAUUACGAAAACAAAGGUCGAUUGUGACUUAUGGCAGGGACCUGAUUUCAGGUUUCAUGCAAAGUUCAGGGCAUAUAAAGGUGGUGGAUUCAUCGUUCAUUAUGGCAAGAAAAACUUUUGGGAUGCUAGAGAAAAUGGGAUUUACUUCACACAUGGUAAAGAGUUACCCAAGUUGGAGUAA